UGUUCAGUCCGGGUUGAGCGAGUGUGUGUGUAUGAGUGUAAGAGAGAUAGAAAGAGAGAGCUGGCGGACUUCUGGAUCUGAACCUCAGAUUAAUCAACGCGUAAACCCCGGAAACGGCUAAAACCCCGCAUCAUAUAUUAACACCCGGAAGUGUUUUUCAUUCUUUUUUUUUUUAAAGAAAUACUGUCGCGUAGUAACGCCGCCGAAUGAAGCCGACGUGGAGGAGGAGACGUAAACACUGCUGCUGCUUUUAAAGUUUUUCUUUAGAAACUUUCAGAGAAAAUGGCUCAGGAUUCCGGAGCGCGGCGUUUCACACUCGUCUGGCCCUGAACACCUCCAGAGUUUGGUGUUUACAAACAAACAAACAAAACAAGAAAAACAAGUGUGUUUUUGUGCCUGUUUUGGGGAGAACAGUACUUUGCUCUCGAGUUCACACCCUGUUUUUGCGCCUCGUACCUGCGUUUGGCGGAAAUGUUGUUCAGGCUGAGCGAGUGGUUCUGGAACGAGCGCCUGUGGUUUCCAGCCGGUUUGGGAUGGGCUGACCUGCGGGAUCGCAAUGGUCUCGUCUAUCCCAAAGGUUCUGACCUCUGGGUUACGUUUCCCAUAGCCGUUGUCUUCCUCAUCAUACGCCAGAUAUUCGAGAGGACAGUGGCAGUUCGUCUCGCCUCAAUGAUGGGCGUGAAGGAGAAGGUGAGAGUCCGGGCAGCGCCCAAUCCAACACUGGAGUCGUACUUCUGCACCACAAGUAAACAUCCAGAACAGAGUGUGGUGGAGAGUUUAAGUAAACAGACAGGCUAUUCCCAGCAACAGGUGCAGAGGUGGUUCAGGCGACGGCGCAACCAGGAGCGACCCAACCAGCUGAAGAAGUUCAGGGAAGCGAGUUGGAGAUUUACCUUUUACCUUCUUGCGUUUUUUGCUGGCCUGGGUGCUCUCAUUGAUAAACCCUGGCUGUACGAAAUGGAAGAGAUGUGGAGGGGCUUCCCAACAAUGAAUCUGCUUCCUUCUCAGUACUGGUAUUACAUGAUCGAGCUGGGUUUUUACAUUUCACUCCUCUUCAGUGUCGCAUCAGACGUGAAGAGAAAAGACUUUAAGGAGCAGAUCGUCCACCAUGUCGCCACCAUUCUUUUAAUAAGUUUCUCCUGGUGCGUGAACUACAUCCGAGCAGGAACUCUAAUCAUGCUGGUGCACGAUGCUGCAGAUUAUCUGCUUGAGUCUGCCAAAAUGUUUAACUAUGCUGGCUGGAGAAAGACGUGUAACCACAUCUUCAUUGUCUUCGCCGCCGUCUUCUUCAUCACAAGACUCGUCAUCCUUCCGUUCUGGAUUAUGCACUGUACCUGGGUCUAUCCAGUGACCAUCUAUCCUCCAUUCUUCGGUUAUUACUUCUUCAACGGGCUUCUGUUUGUGCUCCUGUGCCUGCACAUCUUCUGGUUUUUGCUCAUUCUGCGCAUGGCCAUCAAGUUCCUCCCAGGCAAUCAUAUAGUGGAAGACGAGCGGAGCGACCGAGAAGAGACGGAUGACUCGUCGGAGGAAGACGAGGCGCACGAGAGCGAGAGACGUCCCAAGACGAAAAACGGGCCGCUGCAGAACGGCCACUCGGUCUCCAACAACAACCACCAUCGCAAGACGGAGUGACGGGUACGAGAAGGAGGAGGAGGCAGGAGAGAGGAAAGACAGGAGAGGAUGGAUGGAGAUACCGUCCUCUUCAAAAACACACACACAUAAAUAGAUUGAGUCAUGGUUAGAAGUUACAGCCAGACAAAUACAAUUGACCAAGUAUCCUUAACCACAAUCGAACACUAAUCUCGUAAAGAAAUUAAGUAAUAAGUCACGCUCCAGAUGAAACGAUCAUUAAGGUCAAAAUUUUUCAAGAAAAUGCACUAAAAUUUUUAGUGAAAUUUCCAGAGUCAGUGAAUCUGAAUUGUCCCUGACCUGCUUUGUGUAUGUCCUGCCUGUUUUGCCUGGUUAAUGUGAAACACUCACUCGUCUCGUCUCGUCUCUUCUCGUCUUUAUCCUGUUGUUUCUCCUCACGUCUGAUCACGAUGUAAAUAUCCGCUAAAGCUUUACCAGUUUACCUGAAAUCAGAAUCAAAUGCAGAACUGUUUGUGGGGUUCAUCUCCGAAUACAUUCCUAGUGUAUGUAUAAAUAUACAUACACACACACACACACACACACACGUUCUCUCGACAGUGCUGUCGUCAGCCCUCCUGUGUGUACUGCCCAGUUGCACUAUAGUUUACUUCCGCUCCACACCACCCUACUGCCCUAGAGAUAAUCUUGUGUCUUUUAAAGACUAGUAAUUAACACUGCUGCCUAAACACACCUGAUGUGAAGCUGCGCAGAACAAUUAGUACUCUCUUAAGCUCAGCUCACCCAGGACACCCCGACCCCGAAGCCAAAAGGUUAAGUGGCCCGCUUUUAGUGCCUUAUAUUUUGUCUAGUCUAUUCGUCUUGUUCUGUCCAGUCCAGUUUUUCACGUAAUCUGAACUAAUUAUGUUUGUGCCAGCUUAAAAAUACAAACUAAUAAUAAUAAUUAAAAAAAUCGUCCCAGUUAAAAGUUUGCUCAUAGUCAAAGACGAGAAGAAAAAUCUAACGAUAUAACUUUGUGACAUUUCAGUUUUGCUUAUAUUUUUAAUUGUAAUUUCCCUGUUGUUUUGUCUUGCUCUUUAUUAUUACUGUAUUCCUGAAAAUUACUCUGAUUUAAUAUGAUUUUACUGUUUUAUUGUUUUAUUGUUUUUUUUUUUUUUAUGUUUGUUUCCAUCGUUUGUUUGAUUAUUUUAUACUCGAGGUCCAUGUUUUUUUUUUUUUUUUUCGUUGAGAUUCCAAGAAGUUCCAGUUUUGUUAAUAAUGUAAUUCAAGAAAAACAAACAAGCAAACUACCACCACAAUAUCUUAGUGAUCAAUUUAGGUGUUGAAAAUCUUUAAGGUGAAAUUGUACAUUUUUUGAAAAAUGUUUAAAAAAAAAAAAAAAAAAAGGAGGAUUUGAUGGGAGGAAAAGAAAAACAAAAAAUUUCCAUUAAAAAAAAAAAAGCAACUUCUAUAGCAACAUGUUAAAAAAAAAUGUUUUACCAAAUAACUUCUCAGAAGGUAACAGGUCGUUGAGCUUUCGUGUGUCAGUUGUAGUAUUAAUACGAUGAAGAGUCAGUAUUUAUCGCUCGUUCCGCCACCGGAUGCACUUUAUAACACUUGAUGUAUAGAAAUAAAGCCUGAGUGUAGACUAAAAGCAAAGGUUGAAGUGCUUGAUAGUCGGGUCGAUCUGUAACACUAUGCGUCUGUUAAGCUCGCACGCUUCAACGAGGCUGAUCUAGACGCGUGAGCUUUAUGGGUUUAAACAGGACUGUAAAGUCCUACUCGAACGGCAUACUUGUUUCACAAACGCUCUGAACUCUAGAUUUACAUCCAGUGUUGGAAUUAAUGGUGAGAAUAUACCUGAGAAUAGGAAUAGGAAAGAAAAAAAAAAAAUUAUAUACAUAUGAUUAUGCGCAAGGUUUACAUGUCGUGGUCAUGUUGUUUAAUUUUCUGCAGCUAACGCGUGUCGUCUGGUUUUAGGUUUUUCUUACCGCUUUAUUUCUUAAAAGCGUGUCUUUUAGUUACCUCGCAUCCAUGCCAGUCAGUUUAGCUUCUUCAUCCUAAACACUGAAAAGCAGUCAUGUUUGGUUUAACUGGAAUGAAAAAAAAUUGCUCCAAUGAGCAGAUGAAUCUGAAAAAAAAAAAAAAAAAGCAAA
Messenger RNA from Clarias gariepinus (North African catfish), 3722 nucleotides. RefSeq names its product ceramide synthase 2a (gene cers2a). Lineage: Eukaryota; Metazoa; Chordata; Actinopteri; Siluriformes; Clariidae. The coding region runs from base 472 to 1632 and encodes 386 amino acids. Gene Ontology annotation, biological process: ceramide biosynthetic process. The transcript is spliced from 11 exons. The record is from RefSeq and is a predicted model, not a curated record. Gene Ontology annotation, molecular function: sphingosine N-acyltransferase activity; DNA binding. Gene Ontology annotation, cellular component: membrane.